CAUAAGCAAUUUCAUUACUAUUAACAACUGACUUCUUCUUUUCUUGUCCUUCUCUCUUCCUCUCUUCUUUUGCUCCUUCAUCAUUACCUAAUUCCAAAGAUAAUACUCUGUGCAACAAACGUACCUUCUUAGACAAAAUGGAGGUUUCAAUGUUCACAAGCUUCAAUGAUCUGGGAAUGAUGAAUGACGUAAACUUCAUGAAUCAUCAACUUCAAAUGAAUUCAAUGGAGGAACUAUUUGGGCCAGCUAUAAUACCUAAUUGUGUUAAUAAUUUUGAGUUAGCACCUGGAACAAAUCAAGUUCUAGGCUGCAAAAGAUCAUCGGCACAAUUUCUUGAACAUUAUCAUCAAAAUACUGCCAUGGAAAGACCAAGUAAACAAAUCAAAAUGGAUAAUAACAAUUGGGGUUGUUAUGAUCAGAUCAUGAAUCAUAAUCCUGAUCAUAUAUUAAAUUCAUUAUCACAAACUAACUCAGCUUCUUCAACUAUGCUAUGUUUUUCAAAUAAUUCAUCUAUCAGCUCGAAUUCCAAUCAAGUAUCGGGUGGGCUUCUUAAGCCUAAAGAAGAAGUUGCUGUUGUUUCGAAUCCUACUUUUCCUUGUCAUGAUCAACCUUCUGUGGAAGCUUCUAGAUCCAAUCAUGUUGAGAAGAAUAGUGUGCAGCCUCAACAAUGUAAGGAUCAUAUUAUUGCUGAGAGGAAACGAAGGGAAAAACUUAGCCAAAGGUUUAUUGCUUUGUCUGCUCUCAUCCCUGGUCUUAAGAAGAUGGACAAAGCAACUGUACUAGGAGAUGCAGUAAAAUACGUGAAACAAUUGCAAGAACGAGUACGAGCAUUAGAAGAGGAAGCUAAAAAUAACAAAAUGGAAUCAGCAGUUCUUGUCAAAAGAUCUUAUGUUACUGCAGAAGAUGAAUAUGCUGAUUUUUCAUCAGAAAAAAAGUUAUCUGAAAAUUCAAGUUGUGAUGAUAAUCCAUUAUUCCCAGAAAUUGAAACAAGAUUCUCAGAAAAAAAUGUAUUGAUAAGAAUAAAUUGUGAGAAGAAACUAGAAAUUAUUGAGAAACUUAUGUCAAAGAUUGAACAACUUCAUCUUGUGGUUAUUAGUAGCAGUUCAUUGGCUUUUGGAGGUUCUGCACUUGCUCUUACAAUUGUAGCUCAAAUGGGUUCUGAGUUCACAAUGACAGCAAAAGAUAUAGUGAGACAAAUACACACUAUUCUCAAGUGAUCAAUUAAGCUUCACAUGAACAAAAAUUAAGGAAGAAUUAACUUCUUUUAUACAUUAUCAUAUACAUAAAAAGAUCAUUCAGAUUUGCUGCUUCUGUAAUAAUCAUUACCCAGUUUUUAUUCAUAUAAUACGUAUUAGUAGCCUGUUUUCUCUAGGGUUUCAUUUUUCAGGUGGGUUUAUUUCUUUUUAUUUUUUGCAUGGUUUUUAGUAUUUAUACUAAAACCGUGUUGCAACUAAAUACCCGCCUGUUUUUAGAAUUGACCCAGAGCUUUACUUUAGGCUUUUUUAAGGGAUUCACUUUAUAAUUAUGUUCCUUUUUUUUUAAUUCUGGUAAAAAUCCUUAUGUUAAUGGUUUGAUGAGGCCUUUGUUCCUUAUUGUUAGUGUUUUAUUAUUGUUAAUAUAAUAUAUAAAAGAUUUUUACACUGCGGUCACGAAAUAUUUAUAUCCCACAAUACAGUCUGUAAGCUCACUUGUGCUUGACUUCAAAGUUGGGACUUGGGUUAUUGACGGUUCUCAUAAAUAGAAGCGGCUAACAUUGUCAAUGUUUCAAUUCUAAUUAUUAUCAUAAAUAGAAGAUCAAAAAGAAACGGAGGAAGUACUAUUAUAAUUAUUAUAAUUAUUAUCAUUACUCGUUUAUUAAUUAUUACAUUCUUGUAAUUAUCGAUAUUGUGGACUUCUUGUUAUAAUAACUCAC
Molecule: messenger RNA, 1912 nt
Organism: Amaranthus tricolor (Joseph's coat)
Lineage: Eukaryota; Viridiplantae; Streptophyta; Magnoliopsida; Caryophyllales; Amaranthaceae
Product: transcription factor bHLH18-like
Exons: 4
Coding region: 138-1217 (359 amino acids)
Molecular function (GO): protein dimerization activity
Source: RefSeq, a predicted model, not a curated record